UGAACGCCAAGGCUUUCUCGACGCGAGCUCAAACUCGAAGGGAAUCCUAGAGACGGGGCGGGGGGACUACGUCGUGUCUGGGUUUUCGGCAAGGGAGCGGCCAUGGAUCGGUCGAGGUCGGUGAUCUUGCUCGGCCUUUUCAUCACCGGAUGUUUGUUUGCAUUCUCAAUCGCAAAAGAGGAGGCCACCAAAUUGGGAACAGUUAUUGGGAUAGAUCUUGGUACCACAUACUCAUGUGUUGGUGUCUAUAAGAAUGGUCAUGUGGAGAUCAUAGCAAAUGACCAAGGAAAUCGUAUUACCCCAUCAUGGGUGGCAUUCACUGAUAGCGAGAGACUAAUAGGUGAGGCUGCAAAAAAUCAGGCCGCUGCAAAUGCUGAAAGAACCAUUUUUGAUGUCAAAAGACUUAUUGGGAGAAAAUUUGAUGACAAGGAGGUACAAAGAGACAUGAAACUUGUUCCAUACAAAAUUGUCAACAAGGAUGGUAAACCUUAUAUACAAGUGAAGAUCAAGGAAGGUGAGGUUAAGGUGUUCAGUCCUGAGGAGGUUAGUGCAAUGGUUCUUACGAAGAUGAAGGAGACAGCUGAAGCUUUUCUUGGGAAGAAAAUCAAAGAUGCUGUUGUUACUGUGCCAGCUUAUUUCAAUGAUGCUCAGAGACAGGCAACUAAGGACGCUGGCAUCAUAGCUGGCUUGAAUGUGGCUAGAAUUAUCAAUGAACCAACAGCUGCUGCUAUUGCAUAUGGUUUGGACAAGAAGGGUGGUGAGAAAAACAUCCUAGUCUUUGAUCUCGGUGGUGGGACAUUCGAUGUCAGCAUCUUGACAAUUGAUAAUGGAGUUUUUGAGGUUCUGGCAACAAAUGGUGACACCCAUCUGGGGGGUGAGGACUUUGAUCAGAGAAUCAUGGAGUACUUUAUCAAAUUGAUCAAGAAGAAGCACGGAAAGGACAUCAGCAAGGACAACAGGGCUCUUGGGAAGUUGAGGAGGGAGUGUGAGCGUGCAAAGAGAGCUUUGAGUAACCAACACCAAGUCCGAGUGGAGAUUGAAUCUCUCUAUGAAGGCUUGGAUUUCUCUGAGCCACUGACCAGGGCCAGGUUUGAAGAAUUGAACAAUGACUUGUUCAGGAAGACUAUGGGACCUGUCAAGAAGGCUAUGGACGAUGCUGGAUUGGAGAAGCGUCAAAUUGAUGAAAUUGUUCUUGUGGGUGGAAGCACCAGGAUUCCCAAGGUUCAACAGCUUCUGAAGGACUUCUUUGAUGGAAAGGAGCCAAACAAGGGGGUGAACCCUGAUGAAGCAGUUGCAUAUGGUGCAGCUGUGCAAGGAAGCAUCCUAAGUGGAGAGGGUGGUGAAGAAACCAAAGAUAUCCUUCUUUUGGAUGUGGCACCUUUGACUCUUGGAAUAGAGACUGUUGGUGGAGUGAUGACCAAGUUGAUUCCAAGGAACACUGUUAUCCCAACCAAGAAAUCUCAAGUUUUCACCACUUACCAGGAUCAGCAGACUACUGUCUCCAUUCAGGUCUUUGAGGGUGAGAGGAGUCUCACAAAGGACUGCAGAAUGCUUGGGAAAUUUGACCUAAGCGGCAUCCCACCAGCACCAAGGGGAACACCUCAGAUUGAAGUCACUUUUGAGGUUGAUGCGAACGGAAUCCUGAAUGUCAAGGCAGAAGAUAAGGGCACUGGCAAGUCGGAGAAGAUCACAAUCACCAAUGAUAAAGGACGUCUUAGCCAGGAAGAGAUUGAACGCAUGGUUCGGGAGGCGGAGGAGUUUGCAGAGGAGGACAAGAAGGUGAAGGAGAAGAUUGAUGCCCGUAACCAACUGGAGACCUAUGUUUACAACAUGAAGAACACCAUCAACGAUAAGGACAAGCUUGCCGACAAGCUCGAGAGUGAGGAGAAGGAGAAGGUGGAGGAAGCACUCAAGGAUGCCCUCGAGUGGCUUGAUGACAACCAGAAUGCUGAGAAAGAGGAUUAUGAUGAGAAGCUGAAGGAGGUGGAGGCUGUCUGCAACCCCAUCAUCAGUGCAGUGUAUCAGAGAUCUGGUGGUGCACCUGGAGGCAGCUCAGAUAGUGAUGAUGAUUCACAUGAUGAGCUUUAAGUGGAAUGUGUUCUAACCCUCUGAUGAGAGGGAAGAGGAUUUCAGGCAAAAGCUCUUUUUCCUUUUGGUAUUUUUCUAUUAGUUGGAGUGAUGACGAGGGGUAGUGGGGAGGAUACAAGGAGGACGGUUGACUAACUGUGUCCUCCUUGUGCAUAACUUUACUCAGAUUUUUUAUGCCAACUUUGACAAUCUGAUAAUAAUCAGAUGCUUCAAAGUGCAGUUUUUGAUUAAACAUUGAACUGAUUAACGUGGAAAGCAUACAUUCUUGAGGA
Messenger RNA from Elaeis guineensis (African oil palm), 2360 nucleotides. RefSeq names its product luminal-binding protein 4. Gene Ontology annotation, molecular function: ATP-dependent protein folding chaperone; ATP binding. NCBI's taxonomy places the organism in Eukaryota, Viridiplantae, Streptophyta, Magnoliopsida, Arecales, Arecaceae. The record is from RefSeq and is a predicted model, not a curated record.